CAGUUCUGACACACAGUCCAUUUUGUCCAUUUUCCAGUCAAAAAGCGUGAGACAGGUCGUAUUUACCGCCUGCCGCUUGAGGAAACCGAAAGUAACGUGACGCACCUGAAGGCAGCAGGAUAUGUAACGAGCCGGAACAAAGUGACGCAGCGCAACCCGUCCGCUGUAUCCGUGCACCGAAUAUAGUCCCGCGUAAUGUCAGCGCGACACCUUCAUUAAUCAGGUUUAAGGCCACAUUUCUUUUCACAGUAAAAGCUUCGUUGUCAUGGGGCGGAAAGUCACCGUCGCCACCUGCUCGUUAAACCAGUGGGCGCUGGACUUUGACGGCAACCUGCAGCGGAUCCUCACAAGCAUUGAGGUGGCAAAGUCUCGUGGAGCCAAAUACCGGCUGGGACCAGAGCUGGAGGUCAGUGGUUAUGGCUGUGCAGAUCAUUUCUACGAGUCGGACACGCUGCUGCACAGCCUCCAGGUGCUGAAGAAGCUUCUGGAGUCUCCCGUCACGCAGGACAUCAUCUGUGACGUGGGAAUGCCCAUCAUGCAUCACAACGUUCGCUAUAACUGCCGCGUGGUGUUCCUGCACAGGAGGAUUUUGCUGAUCAGGCCGAAAAUGCAGAUGGCAAACUACGGGAACUACCGAGAGCUGCGCUGGUUCUCGCCGUGGAGCCGGUCCAGGCAAGUCGAGGAGUAUUUCCUGCCCCGGAUGAUCCAGGAGGUGACAGGGCAGGAGACCGUCCCGUUCGGUGACUGUGUGUUAUCCACCAAGGACACCUGCAUCGGCAGUGAGAUGUGUGCUGAGCUCUGGAACCCCAGAAGCCCGCACAUCGACAUGAGUCUGGACGGGGUGGAGAUCUUCACAAACUCCUCAGCCAGCCACCACGAGCUGCGUAAGGCCGACCAGAGAGUCAGCCUGGUCAAGUCUGCCACCACGAAGAGCGGGGGGAUCUACCUGUAUGCCAACCAGAGGGGCUGCGAUGGGGACCGUCUGUACUACGACGGCUGCUGCAUGGUGGCCAUCAACGGGGACAUCGUGGCCCAGGGGGCGCAGUUCUCCCUGGAUGACGUGGAGGUCGUGACAGCCACCCUUGACCUUGAGGAUGUGCGUAGCUACAGAGGAGAGCUCUGCCAGCCGCACCUGGAACAUGAUGUGAAAUCGUGCCGCAGGGUCAAAGUCGACUUCAGUUUGUCCAGCGGAGACGACGUCUUCCUGCCGACGCACCAGCCGAUCACGUGGCAGUUUCACACCCCGGAGGAAGAGAUCAGUCUGGGCCCCGCCUGCUGGCUGUGGGACUACCUGAGGAGGAGCGGACAGGCUGGUUUCCUGUUGCCUCUGAGCGGAGGAGUCGACAGCUCGUCCACCGCCUGCAUCGUCCACUCCAUGUGUGUCCUGGUGUGCCAGGCGGUGCAGGACGGCAACGUGCAGGUGCUGCGGGACGUCCGCAGGGUGGUCGGCGACGAGGCCUACUGUCCUCAGCGCCCGAAGGAGCUGUGCGGCCGCGUCUUCACCACCUGCUACAUGGCCAGCGAAAACUCCUCGGAGGGCACCCGCGGCCGGGCCAAGGACCUGGCCGCCCAGAUCGGCAGCGCACAUCUGAAUAUCAACAUAGACCUGGCGGUGAAAGGCAUGCUGGGAGUUUUCUCCAUGGUUACGGGGAAGCUGCCUCAGUUUCGCGCCAGCGGCGGAAGCGUCAGAGAAAACCUGGCUCUGCAGAACGUGCAGGCUCGUAUCAGGAUGGUGCUGGCCUACCUGUUCGCCCAGCUGAGUCUGUGGGCUCGGGGAAAGCCGGGCGGUCUGCUGGUGCUGGGAUCGGCCAAUGUCGACGAGAGUCUGACAGGUUAUUUCACCAAGUACGACUGCUCCAGCGCCGACGUUAACCCCAUAGGAGGAAUCAGCAAGACGGACCUGAAGAGCUUCCUGCUGUACUGCGUGGACCAGUUCCAGCUCCCCGCUCUCACCGGCAUCGUGGCGGCUCCGCCCACGGCCGAGCUGGAGCCGCUGACCGACGGCCAGGUGUCGCAGACUGAUGAGGCAGACAUGGGCAUGACUUACUCGGAGUUGUCGGUGAUAGGACGUCUGAGGAAGAUCUCCAAGUGUGGCCCGUACAGUAUGUUCUGCAAGCUCAUCCACAUGUGGAAGGAGGCGUUCUCUCCCUCCGAGGUGGCGCAGAAGGUGAAGCAUUUCUUCAGGAUGUACUCAGUGAACCGCCACAAGAUGACCACGGUGACGCCGUCCUACCACGCCGAGAGCUACAGCCCCGAUGACAACCGCUUUGACCUCCGACCUUUCCUCUACAACACCCGCUGGACCUGGCAGUUCAGAUGCAUCGACAAUGAGGUGUCUCAGGUGGAAGGAAACGCCCAGCAUCAAUAAGAUCCUGACGUCUCUGAAAAUCCUAAAACUAAAAUGAGAUGACAUUCUGUUAUGGACCAUCUUCUCUGCAGCCAUCGGGCAUCAAGCAGAGGGAACAUCCCCUUUCCAGACUGUUCACCUACGAGCUGCUUGUUUCGUCUGACGGCAGCAACCAAAGAGAAUCACAGAGGUCCAACUCCUGAUGGCUUACAUCAGCUUUUAUUAUCAAAUACAGAUAUUAUUCAUUUUAUUAUGUGAAUGGGAAAAUAAUUGAUAAAUGAAGGUGUGUUAUGUUUGGUGUUAAAUCAUAAGUAAUGUAACGCUACAAGAGAAUACCUGAAUCACCUGAUUGCCUGACAAUACCUGAGUCUUGAAUGGAGUUUAACAAAUACAUGACAUUACCAAACUCAGAAGCAAUAAAGAAUAAGUGGAGUGUGCAUACCCGACCCAAGCCCAUAGGGACCUGGUGGGACCCGACAGAUCAGGCCGGGUUCAGACAAAAAUUUCGAAAUUAUGUUGGGGUUCAGGUCGAAUGUAACCUAGCGAUGGAGGACAACACCUGUCGGGUUUGGUUACUGUGCUCCCGUACAAGCCAGAAGAGCCAGAAGAGCCAUUUUCUGCUGCUACCAAACACUUUCUGUCCAGAGGGAAACCUUGUCCAUUUAUUUCUGCCUCAAACUGAUUCUGAGCAUUAAAUAACAGUUUGGCCUCAGUCUUCUGCAGCACUACAGAUCUUCUCUGGACUCUCUGUUGUCACAGGGCUUGUGCUGUAAAAGAAAUCGAAACCCUGUUAGUUUCAAGAAUGAUUCACUCAGGUCUUCUGAUUUUAUGUAAAAUAAAAAUUAACUGUUGAACAAAAAUUUGGCCAAGAUGA
Molecule: messenger RNA, 3221 nt
Organism: Myripristis murdjan (pinecone soldierfish)
Lineage: Eukaryota; Metazoa; Chordata; Actinopteri; Holocentriformes; Holocentridae
Gene: nadsyn1
Product: NAD synthetase 1
Exons: 21
Coding region: 266-2368 (700 amino acids)
Biological process (GO): NAD+ biosynthetic process
Cellular component (GO): cytoplasm
Molecular function (GO): glutaminase activity; NAD+ synthase (glutamine-hydrolyzing) activity; ATP binding
Source: RefSeq, a predicted model, not a curated record